Molecule: messenger RNA, 1272 nt
Organism: Chondrus crispus (carragheen)
Lineage: Eukaryota; Rhodophyta; Florideophyceae; Gigartinales; Gigartinaceae
Exons: 1
Coding region: 1-1272 (423 amino acids)
Cellular component (GO): nucleus
Molecular function (GO): DNA binding
Source: RefSeq, a predicted model, not a curated record
AUGUCAAAACAAUUGCGGCGCGAGAAGCGCGCAAAACGCCGCAUUCAUGAGGCAUUCAAUGCAGUGAUCGCUGGAAGCUCUCGCCGGGAUGGCGCAAAAAUAGCACGGCUCCCAGUCUCUACGUUCCAGUACCAGUUUCAGAAACACAUAACAUCUGAAAGCAUGUCACAAAAACCGAAGUUUGACGCUCGAAACGCCCUGACAGAGAAGGAAGAGACUUCCAUCGUUGAGCUGGUAAAAAGAUAUGCGUCACAAGCCCGACCGCUCACGCGUUCCGAUGUUGCCGAUGCCGUAGAAAUCAUUGUCAAACACAUGACCCCCGAGCGCCGCGAAAAAGUGCCGUUCAUUGCUGAUCGUCCAGGGAAGAAAUUCAUAAGGAACUUCGAGACUCGUCAUCAAAGUGUGAUCAAAAUUGGCAAGGCUUCACGUCAAGACGCCUUGCGAUACCGAGCCACAAACGCACAGAACCUCACCACUCACUUUGCAGAAUUGGAAAGUAUAAUCAAAACCUUUCAUAUUGAUAGUUCAAGGAUAUGUAAUAUCGACGAAACCGGAUAUUCUCCCAACCGAGAUGCCAGCGGGCGUAUGCGGACAAAACCUUACUGUACUAAGGGUGUGGUUUCCCAAUACAGAGCUGCGUUCUUCAAGAAUGUUCAUCGUGUAACUUUGCUGCCUGCUAUUUUUGCGUGCGGAAGUGUGGGUACCCCAACCUUCGUGGUUCAGGGCGCAUCUGUGGCCUACCGAGUCAUAAAUGUCGAUGGCGCUGAACUGCUAGAAUCCUUUGCUGACUGUCUUCCUCCUCAUGUGAACAUCACGACUAGACGGGAGUUGGCGGGCGUUGACAAGUUUAUUUUUGAGCGAUGGGCCAAGGCAUUCGUUCAAUAUUGUCUUCCUUUGAGAGCCAACGCUCGAAAGGUACUUCUCGUUUAUGACGGGUACCGCAGUCAUAUGGGACUCAAAAUAUUCGAAAUUGUAAGGGAGGGAAAUAUUAUUGCCUAUGCUCUGCCCGCUCACACGAGUGGGACAACGCAGCCUUUAGAUCUGCAUGUGUUUCGUUCUUCCAAAGAAAAUCUAAAUACGAAGAUUGCGCAAACAGGAAUGCAUGUUGUGAACAUGGAGUUGGAUACAUUUGACUUUUUAAGACUAAUAACCGCCCCAUACGCUACGUCAUUUACACGUGACAAUGUGCUGAAAAGCUUUGCCGCCUCUGGCAUCAGCCCGUUCAAUCCUUUGGCUGUUUUAAAUGUCCCGCGUCCAUUUUCGGAGGCAUAA